Molecule: messenger RNA, 435 nt
Organism: Drosophila erecta
Lineage: Eukaryota; Metazoa; Arthropoda; Insecta; Diptera; Drosophilidae
Exons: 1
Coding region: 74-352 (92 amino acids)
Source: RefSeq, a predicted model, not a curated record
AAAACGCCGUGUUCAACCAGCAGUUGUCAUCAGUUUCGUUUGCCCGCAAAUCCAAACAACCAAAUCCAACAAGAUGUUCAAGUUCCUCGCCGUCGCCCUCUUCGCCCUGAUUGCCUGUGUGGCCGCCAAGCCCGGACUCGUGGCUCCUCUGGCCUACUCCGCUCCUUUGGUGGCUGCUGCUCCGGCGGCUGCGGUCUACAGCCGGGAGUACCACGGAAACUUCGCGGCUCCCUACGUGGCGUCUCCCUACGUGGCUUCUCCCUACGUGGCCUCUCCCUACGUGGCGUCUCCCUAUGUGGCUUCUCCUUACGUUGCUGCUCCCUACACCGCUCCUCUGCUGCUCAAGAAGUAGGAUGGAUGAUCCGGGACUUGGCGAUAUCAAUGGGACAACUCAAAGCGAAAUAAACAAAAGAAUAAAAUGAAAAUGGAAACGCA